Molecule: messenger RNA, 576 nt
Organism: Myotis davidii
Lineage: Eukaryota; Metazoa; Chordata; Mammalia; Chiroptera; Vespertilionidae
Gene: LCN8
Product: lipocalin 8
Exons: 6
Coding region: 1-576 (191 amino acids)
Molecular function (GO): small molecule binding
Source: RefSeq, a predicted model, not a curated record
AUGGGGGCCGGGCUGCUGGGCGCCAUCCUGGGCCUGGUCCUGGUGCAGGUGGAGGUGGCCGUGCAGGACCUGGACCUGCAGAAGAUGGCGGGGUUCUGGCGGGAAGUCGGCGUGGCUUCCAACCAAAACCUGGCGCUGAAGACCCCGCGGCGGCCGGAGGCCUUGUUCCUGACCCUGCGCGGGGCCGAGCUGACUGUGAAGGCCGCGUACAACAGCUCAGGAAGUUGUGAGACAGAAAACAUAGUGGGCUCAGAGGUCGAUGUUUCGGGGAGAUUUGUUUUUCCUGGCCACAGGGAGAUCCAUGUGAUCGACACGGACUACGAGCGCUACGCCAUCCUGAGGCUGUCCCUCCACUGGCAGGGCAGGGCCUUCCACGUGCUCAAGUACUUCAGCCGGGCCCUGGAGCAGGACAAGGAAGUCCUGGACAAGUUCCACCUGGUGGCCAAGGACUAUGGGCUCUCCCCGAAGGACGUGCACCUGAACGCCUGGGACAACCUGGAGGAGAACAGGCUCCUGGUGCUGGACACCGACUACAAGAACUUCCUGUUUGUCUGUGUGGAGAGCAUACAAAAUUGA